GCCCGGCCGCCGCCGCCAGCGGCAACGAGCUGGGCAGGGUGGCGCGGCCGUGCCCCACGGCCGGCAUGCGGACCCCCGACGGCAAGGAGACGGCCCAGCGCCUGGCGAGAGAAAAACUCACUCACCUAGUACGGAGACUCCUGCAAGCAUGGAAGGAACCACUUUCUCACUUUAGUCAGAUGAUUAGUCAUCACCAAGAAUUAUCCAACGACAGCCUUCACAGAGCAAUGCAAAUCAGUAAUAUGGUGCAUGAGCUGGAGAUUGGAGUAGAAAAAGUAACAGAGAAGUUUUGACUUUACAACACUUGAUCCGAUGCGAUGCCACACCAGCGAACAAGUUUGCUGCAUUGCUCAUCUCCCUGGAGAACAUCUAUCCAAACUUCCUUGGACACUUUCUUUAAGAAAGCAGACAAGACUCCAGAAAAACCUGCA
Alligator mississippiensis (American alligator) is the source of this 431-nucleotide messenger RNA. RefSeq names its product prolactin-like. Bases 66 to 293 code for a protein of 75 amino acids. Gene Ontology annotation, cellular component: extracellular region. Lineage: Eukaryota; Metazoa; Chordata; Crocodylia; Alligatoridae. Gene Ontology annotation, molecular function: hormone activity. The transcript is spliced from 3 exons. Gene Ontology annotation, biological process: positive regulation of receptor signaling pathway via JAK-STAT; response to nutrient levels. The record is from RefSeq and is a predicted model, not a curated record.